Molecule: messenger RNA, 903 nt
Organism: Melampsora larici-populina 98AG31
Lineage: Eukaryota; Fungi; Basidiomycota; Pucciniomycetes; Pucciniales; Melampsoraceae
Exons: 8
Coding region: 1-903 (300 amino acids)
Source: RefSeq, a predicted model, not a curated record
AUGCAAGUUUUUUUCUGGUUUUUUAACGUUGUUUUUUUAUCUUUAUUUCUGAUCGCAUCUGCCAACGGCCCUUUGGCUUUGGAACUUGACCUUGCCAAAUCUAACGAGCGUUUGCAAGCCUCUGAAAAACUAGUGGCUUUGCACAAGUUGACAGCUGAAUUGUUCCACAUGUACGCUGAAUCGGGCAACGCCGGCGGCGAUGGAGUGGUUAUGGUAGCUCCAUGGGAUCCUAACUUUCACUAUUGCUUCACCCUGGCUUGUGCCUUUAUUUGGGCCCAAGCAAUCGAGCGUUCUGAGGCGAACAAACACAUGCCUCCCAAUUCCAGCGAGUUCAAAUCCGAAAUAGCAAAAACCCGAGUCUUACAUCCGGGUUUAAAGUUGAAAGACCGGUUGAAACUGUGUUUUCCAUCUCUUAAGAUACAUCGUGUUACUAAUGUUGGCGCUUCUAAAAAGCGCCAGGUUGAAAUGUCACCUACUAAGAAACAGGGUAAAUACCGGACUUUGGGUUAUGGCUUGGUUUCCCCCUCCUCGCGUGCAACCGCAAGCAAUAAGAAGACUGAAAAAUUGAAUAACAUCGAUUUAAUUUCUUCGUCCGAUGAAGAAGACCUCAAACCAUUGAAAUUGAAAACUGGCGUCAAAAUAGGAUCUCCUUCCAUCCGACGCUAUAAGCGAAAUGAGCUUUCGGGAAAAGCUUCGUCCACCAAGAAGGCUAAGGUUGAGCCAGCAGAAUUCAAGACCGAGCUCAAUUCAGACGGCUUUUUGCCACCCCCUGAUCGAUUCUAUUAUCUAGAAGAAGACAAGGCUGUCUACUCCGAUGCCGUUAUGUCUGCUGCCGAUAACGAUGAGCUCGAGCUCCUCAUGGAGCACAUGAGGAGCUCGAGCUCCUCCUUGAUCAGUUUGUGA